Molecule: messenger RNA, 714 nt
Organism: Caenorhabditis remanei
Lineage: Eukaryota; Metazoa; Nematoda; Chromadorea; Rhabditida; Rhabditidae
Exons: 5
Coding region: 1-714 (237 amino acids)
Source: RefSeq, a predicted model, not a curated record
AUGUCCGACCUUUCUCAAAAAUUCGAGAGGGAUGGUUUCGUGGUGAUUGAGAAUGUGUUCAACGAUCACGAAAUUGAGGAAAUGAAAGGGGCGAUUGCCAAAAUUGUGGAUGAUAUGAAUCUGGCGGAGCUCCCGAAGAGUGUGUUUUCAACGUAUGAUGAGGAUAAGGUAAGUACUGGCCAUGAAGAAUGUAGUGAAGAAGAUAUGGAAGGGGCGAUAGCAGAAAUUGUGGAUGAUAUGAAUCUGGCGGAGCACCCAAAGAGUGUGUUUUCAACAUAUGAUGAGGAUAAGGAAGGUGCCGUUGACAAGAAUGGAGAGCUUACGGUUCCAAAAGACAAGGCACUCAAUAAAAUUGGACACGGUCUUCAUUUCCUUGACCCAACUUUCAAGAAGAUGACAUUCAACACCAAGAUUCAAAAAAUCUUCGAGGAAAUCGGAUACCAGGAGCCUGAAGUCGUUCAAAAUUCGGCUAGUGCAAUAACUCAAUCAAUUUCGGAUGAAAAAACUACGGAAAUGAAGUCACCAUGGAAUGCGAGGAUUAAAAAGAAUUUCAUGGCUUCUUCGGCUUUUUACAUGGAAACAUUAUUAGAGUAUCGAACUACUCUUCAACUCCAUUACCAACACCACCGACUGCAACGAUUCAAAGAAGCUGUUUGGAGAGGAGAGGAGCUGCAUGUUCGAAAAGGAGGCGAAGCUCAUGAGGACGGAAAAUAA